AUGGAGAGCUUUGGGACGGAGCUCAAGGAGACGCCGUACCCAUUGAUUGUAACGCUUGGCUCGCACGAGGUACAGCAUAAACUACUGCCACAUAUUCGUGCAGCAAAUGAGGAAUUUAUACCCAAGCUACACUUCGUAUCGCUGCCGCGCGAGCACCGUUUUCCUGUGAAGAAAGAGCUGCGCGAGAAGCACGGGACUUUUCAGACACAGCGUGACUUUGAAAGCUAUUCGACACAGGGAAUUCUUAAAGUACGAUGGCUCAAAAAACAGCAGGAGUUGCUACCUGCAGUGGUGUUGCUCUUUGACGAGUUUGAUCCUCGUUGGGAGCCACAAAAGUGGCAGCAGAGGGAGAUGGCGCUCCGGGAUGAGGUGGAGGAGCUGAAACGGGUGUUAUCAGCCAGAGAGUGUCGCGUGAUGCUCAUUUUGAUGCAACAAGUGGAUGAUGUGAGUGAAGCUCCGAUCAAUACAAGUGAAGAGAGGCUGACAAAUUUGAGAAAAAGACUAGAGACAGAUUCAAAGGGACUGAUGCUUAUAAAGUUGAGUGAUCUCGUGCGGGGAUCGAGUGUGGUGGUGAAAUUGGAAUCACUGGUUCGCAACAUGGCGCUUGAGUACUACAAGACGCAAUCGAAGCGCGUGAAAAGGUAUCAGAAAACUCUCGCCAAGGUGCCAGGGUAUCAGGUACUUUGUGCGAGGCUGAGCUUCAAGAUCGCACAUUAUUAUGAGUUUCGACGCUAUACGACCAAAGUGCUGCAGCAUUAUGAAGCCGCUUAUAAUGCCAUUAUCACGCUGCCGCUGAACGAAAACGAAGCUGUCGAUGGGAUUGCUUAUACACAGGUUAUGAGGAUGGCGGAGUGUGUGAACUUUAAACUGUGUUAUCACUUGAUUUUCUCGUCCAACAAUGUCAAGGGUGCAGUAGACCAACUACACCGCCACAUGAAUGUAUACGCACGUGCUAUUAUUGUGGCAGAUCGCGCGUACGAACACUGGGAUUGGGUAUCUCGGCAGUACCAUGUCUUUGCACAAUUGCUGGCCGAGGCUACUUCUAUUCGUGGCUCAUUUUCAAACACUGGGUUGGAGUCAGACGUCUAUAAGGAGCCAUAUUUAUAUUUCUCCAUUGCUGCAAAGUACGCCAUGUUUCGAAGGAAGGCAGCUGUAAAACUUGGUCUCGCAACUGCUACCACUUUGUCUACUGUCACGGCCAAUGAUGAAACCUUAUCGGAACGCGAUUUUGUUGUAGUGCCUUCCAUAUUUGUUGGCGGCGAUCCAGUGGUUUCCGAGGCCAAUGCCGCAUCACAGGGUCCGUCAGUGGCAGCUCUUGUGAAGUACCGUCAUGCCUUGGAAAGGGCUUUUCCCCAUGCCAAGCGGUCUAUUCUUCUCCUAGAGCAUGCAAUUCAGCAUUUAACGAUUUGUGUGGCUGACCACAACGCUCCGCGUAGUCGAUUGAAAUGCCGCUUGCUAGUGCAUAUGGGAACAGAACGACUUGCGCUGGGCGAGUGUGAUCGUGCUCGUGCUGAAUUGCAGAAAGCGAUAGCGAGGUUCGGUAUCGAGAACUGUUCGGCACAAAGUGCUCAGAUUCUGAAGCAGUUGCUCAUAUGCACCUUUUACCAGGGAGAUACUGCUGCUUACUUGGAUUAUUCGCUGCAGCUUUUAUCUCCGGCUGUAGAGGAAUUUGUGUCUUACAAAGAGCGUAGGCGUAUUCAGGACUCUUUCUUAACAGCGUGGAGGGACCCGGCAGCUUUAGGAGCACCAUUUACAGAAAACUCCGCGCUCAUGAACGGGCAUGAAUUAGCACUUGAUCGAUCUCGCCGGGUUUUCGCGGUAACAGCUCGAUUUGAUCGCGUCUCUGCUUGUGUGAAGGGGAAUGUAACGUUGGAGCUGGAACUACGAUCAUAUUUCCCGUCGUCUCUUGUGAUAUCGAAGAUAGAGUUGCUGUUCAAUGACGAACGCUACCGCACAGUACUUUACCAUCGAGCUGAAGUAGAAUUUGGAUCUCUGACUUGCGAUGACGGAAAUCUUUUCACCUCGCUGGAAUUUGUUCACAAAUCAAUCAAGAAAGUCCGCGUUCCGUUGCGUGUGCUGGACGGUCGACAAAUGCUAUCUGUUCAGGAAGUACGGUUUUACUUGGGUAGCGAAAGCCAUGGUGCGAAGAUGGAGAGUGUUGAUGCAGAUGGUAAAAGGCCAGAGGAAAAGUUUUUGAUCUUUCGUCUGCUGGUCGACCACGCGUCUGUAGCGCAACGAGAGAUGCCGCAAUUGUACCUAAUGAAUGGCCGCGUUCCUGCUAUGGGCAAUGGCUCUGCAUCUCCAAGCUUUUCCAGGAGAAAGUCAAUGUUUUUACCCGUUGAGGGAUCUCGACCUGCCCACGCUGAUGUUAGUGAACCCAUUCAGGAUAAUGGUAUUGCAUAUCUUCAAGGUUCAUCAUUGAUCGUUCUGCAGCCUCGCGCGAAGGCUACUCUGUCUAUGCUUUCCCAUGAACCACUGUUGACGGGAGAUUUUCGUGAACUUGCUUUUCAGUUGGCAGCAAAUGAAGACACUUUGGAGAAUGUAACAUUUCGAAUCGUUUGUGAUCCUCCACCGGCAUCAUUUGCUCCUGGUGAUGCAUUCUUUUUCACUGAGCAAUCGGGCGUUUUGACUCCAGUGCCGCUGGAUACUAAUCUACAACCGCAACAUUUGAUCUCUCUUCCGAAUAAAAACCCACAAACGGAAGAAAGUUUCCGCGUUAUCGUUCGUUCGACCAGGGCGACACCUGUGACAUUAGUCGCGGCAGUGUCAUACACCACAAAGACAGGCGUGGCUGUAGGCUUUGAUGAACGGUUUAAUUUGGUGUGCCAUAACCCGUUUGCGAUUCAAGGAAGUUUCAUUCACGACUAUUUAAGUGGAGGCGGUGUGUCUGAUGCUGCUCAAAGGCCGACAGGUUCGUACGGUUGUGUGGGAAGCUCGGUCAACUACCGAGGGAGCAUUACAUGCACGUCAGGAGAGGCAUUACAUGUGCUUGCAUUGGAGUUUAAACCGCGCGAGACGAACAUGGUAAAAGACUUGGCGAUCUCAGGAUUUGGAUUAAAACCGACCGACUCUGAGAACAGUAACAGUGAAGACGUUUGUGCAACAUUCAAUGACGGCGACUCGCAGAGUUUCUGUCUGCGAUUGGUACCGAAAGUGGCGUCACCCUUUGUCACACUUGGUCGGGUAGAAAUUAUUUGGCGGCGUAAGUCUUCAUCAAGAAUGGGCGUUCCCCAUGAUGAGUCUCGCAACGAUGUAGUGAGAACGUGGUUGGAAAUUCCGUUGGUGUCGUUCGUGGCUGCCCCUCUCACCUUUAGUGUGGAGACGCCACCGUUUGGCGUCGAGGGGGUCCUUUUCUCCAUGGACGUUCAAGUAAAGAACAAUGAAGCUGUCUUUCACAGCUUGCGGAUCAAGCCAGUGGAUACAGAGGGGACGUUUUUCAUUUCCGGUUGCACAAAUGCUACGAAAGACUUGCUUCCUUUUGACGAACAAGUGUUCCGGCUGGGUUUAGUACCAACAAAGACAGGUUAUCUACGGCUGCCCUGUUUAGAGAUCAUGUCAUUGACCUAUAACGUCCCCUUUAGCAACCCAGAUGAACGCCACGAGUUGUUUGUCCUUCCCCAAGAAUGUCCUGAUUGGUUUCCAGAACGUGCGAAAUGA
Molecule: messenger RNA, 3657 nt
Organism: Peronospora farinosa
Lineage: Eukaryota; Oomycota; Peronosporomycetes; Peronosporales; Peronosporaceae
Source: the annotation of a GenBank genome assembly